Messenger RNA from Hylaeus anthracinus, 6118 nucleotides. Its product is annotated as transcription factor SPT20 homolog. The record is from RefSeq and is a predicted model, not a curated record. Gene Ontology annotation, cellular component: chitin-based extracellular matrix. Gene Ontology annotation, molecular function: structural constituent of chitin-based larval cuticle. Lineage: Eukaryota; Metazoa; Arthropoda; Insecta; Hymenoptera; Colletidae. Bases 64 to 1749 code for a protein of 561 amino acids. The transcript is spliced from 2 exons.
GUGAAACUCACGGAGGAUCGAUCCCCGGCUACUUGUACCCUCCUCAUCCGCAACGCGUGCACCAUGAGGAUUAUAACUUUGGUAAUCCCAGCAUGCUUCCUGCUGUUAACGGAAGGAAAGCGAGCGGAUCUCCGGCCACGCAUAACCGAGCCGCAGGUGUACUACGAAGAAGACGACAGCCAGGCUGCCGAAGACGACUACAACCCAGCGCUCUACCAACCGCGAACCCGUGCCCUUCCUUCGCCCCGUUCGAAGGACGCUCUGCACCCAUCCAAGCCGCCCCCAGUCCAAACCAUUCGCAAUUACAACAAGGUCAACGACGACGGAUCGUUCACUUUCGGCUACGAGGCAGCAGACGGUUCGUUCAAAGAGGAAACUCGUGGAACCGACUGCGUGGUCCGCGGUAAAUACGGAUACGUCGAUCCCGACGGCAACAAAAGGGAAUUCACCUACGUCUCCGGCAAUCCUUGCGAUCCAAACGCGCCCAAAGACGACGAAGACGAUCUAUCCGAUAAACAGGAAGAGGACGACCUGAACGCACCAGCCAACUAUCCUUCCGUUAGACCGAUACCACGACCUCUGCCAGUUCGACCGAGUUACCAACAAUCCACAACCCGAGCCCCAACGACGAUCUUUCAAACGCAGUAUCAACUGGACGACGACGCCAGUCAGGAGUUAGGGGAAGAGGACGUCGUGAAACCAUCACAACUGAGGCAAGGCGGUUACAGAACUGCCCAACAGCCAUCCUACGUUCAAGCGACACCGUCUUCGGCUCUCUACGAACCGUCGCCCACCGCUAGCCCUGGUUUCUACAGACUAGCCUCGUCCACCACUCAAUACCAGAGCACAGCGUCGCCGCUUCUUCGGUCCCAACCGACACCAACAUAUCAGGCCCUCGAAUCGACGACCCGUCGUCCAGUCACGCGUCACCCGAAGCCGCAAUCAGUCGCAAUCACUCCCCGGCCCCACGUUGCCCAAGUAGCCGCCCAGUACGUCUCCCCGAGUAGCACAGAGCGUCCAGCGUUAGCGUACGCCCGUCCCUCGGCGGUCACCGCCUCGCCUAAUCUUCGCACGACCACCUUAGCUAGCGCAGCUCACCUAGACUUCGCCGCCGAGCUCGAGCGUUACGUGAACACCGUAGGUCACAGGCCCGUCCAACCAACGUCCCAACCAUCCAAAGCUAAAUUAGCCAGUCAAGCGUCGAUAGCCGGCAGCGACCCCAUCUACCAGUCGGAGCUGGUGUACGAUCCCGCCACCGGUCAGUACAAUACCCAACUAUAUCAGACACUACCCCAAACCGUGGGUGACUUCACCCUAAGUCACAAACUCCAACCGUUCGUAGCCCAGCCCCAGUCCUACCUUGGACUGCAGCAGCUCCAGCAGCUCCAGCCCCAGCAGCCCCAACGUCAGUCGCCGCUUUAUAAGCAAUCGGUAGCACAGUCGGCCCAAACCGCCCCCGCUGGCGCUGUCAGCCAGCCCCAGGAAGUGUUGUACAGGAAGCAGCAGGCUCAACUGCUCCAACAGUCGCAGCAGCUCUAUGCCCAGCAGCAAAGACGCCAGCAGCAGCAACAACAGCAACAACAGCAACAGCAACAGCAGCAAGCUCAGUCCCACAGGCUUCAGCUGUUGGAGUCCCAGACGCAACCGCAGUCCUUCUACUACGUCGCGCCGGCAAGGUCCGCCAACGCAGCCAGCGCGCCACUUUCCGCUGGACAGAUCGAUCACUAUCUCCGCGCCGCUGGCUACUGAUCCCAAUCGAAGCGUGAGUCUUUGAUCGACGUACGACAUUUUUAGGGAUACCCUGCCGCGACGUUCUUAUGUUAUUCGAGGGCCCAGGACUGCCGAGGCACCCCUACGGCAAGGAUUCAGUAUUUGAGCAUGCACCGUUGCUUAACCGUUUCAGUCCGUUGCUUAACUGUUGAGAUUUUACGUUGAGAAAACCCAGUACUCAUUCAGAAAAAACGCGGUCGCGCUGUUUGAGAUUCUUCGACAGUGUUUUUUCAAUAAAUUCCUCCGCGACUUAAACGGUUAAAUAUGUCGAGCAUUUCGUUGAAUGUCGAGGAAACAUUCUGUGAGGUUUUGUACUUGUUUAUUUACCCUUUGAGUGCCAAGGAGCGAUAUAUCGGUUCCUUAUGCGCUUCCAAAAACGGCCAAGAGCAAUGUACCUGCUGCUCAUUUGUUUGUUUAUAAUCGUGCAGUUUUGUUUAAAAUUGUCUGACAUUUCUCGGAUUUCUAUGAAAAUUUCCUCUGGUACUCGAAGGGUUAAUAUUACUAAUUGGUCGAGUCGAUAAGGUGACUUAAUGGUUCAACGAAAUGAUUUUUGGUAUUCUUGCAGGGUGUUUAGUGCAUAUGAGAUGUAAUUAUAGGUUACUCGGGGUAUCUAGGAGGUAUUGAGUAAGGUGUUCCAGGUAUUCGAACGGAAUAUACUUUGAUGAAAUUAACGUGUUUCUCCGGACAGGUGUCAUUAUUGCAAUGCAUUUAUUUUUAACCGAUUCGUGGACUAUAUAAUUACAUGGCAUAUGCAUGAUAGAUUUCGUAUGCAUUAUACACGGACCAGUUUGCUAAACAGAGCUCCUGGGACGGAUGAAAUAAAAUGUCCAGGAACGAGCGCGAUACAUCUGCGUUUAAAUAAUUCUCGUGGUACGAAUAUCAACGGGGAAAUUGCAUAAAUAUGACAACCUUGACGAUAUCGACCUGAGCACGUAAUACUGUCGAUCUGAAAUUGUCGAAUACCUUCGAAACAUACCACUCAGGCUUACUACUGUGAUAACACCGAAGUCUUGAAUAAAUCUAUGGACAGAGUAAAUUGAGAAUCCUAUUUAGAAAUUUGCAGGUGUGUUUCGGCAUUAGGAAUGGCAUUAUGGGAACCUGUACCUUUUAUACCAUUUUAAAUAUUUCUCUCAUCGUAUUUAAAAAUGUACCAAUUUUUAAAUAUGUCACAACAAGUGAUACAUCAGGGUUUCGCAAGCAUUUGAAUGGACCAAAAGCUUUCUUCAAUUUUUAUUGCAAAUUAAUUAAAGUAAACGUACCAAAAACUCCCGUUUUUAGAGUGAAUUUCUCAAAAUGUUUGAAAAUCACUGUCCUAGAGUUUACACAAUUAACUGUUACUGAUUUCGUAAUUAAUAAUGCCCGCAUCACGUUACAUAAAAAAAUUUUACACACACACACACACACACACACUGUGUUGCGUAUGCCACGCUCAACUUCACCGCCAUUACACUUAACCUAUAAGAGUUCUUUCACAAUUACUCCACUUUCAAUUUCGAGGCCUCGCGUACAACUCGCGCUGUAAUUUAAAAUGGCGUUGGCUUCGCAAAAAAAAAAUAGUACCAGGACCCAUGAUUAUUGAACGUCUUUCCUUGCGAUCUAGCUGCACAAUACACCUGCAACUUUUGCAACAGGACUUUCGACUCGUUCUCUGUAAUUAUGAUCGUCUCCAAACUUCCUGAAGAUCUUAACCGGUUGUACCUGUCCAAAUUCACCUCGAAUAAUGUCACCGACGAGAGUACCACUUUCUAAUUCCGAAUAUCGCGGAACUUCUCGUCCGUUCCGUGACGAUAUCGAUUCGAAAACCGUAUCAGUUCCACCAGCAACCUGUCAUUACAGUCACGAAGCCCGAAACGGCAUUAGUAGCGCCGAUCUCGAGACCAAUUUUGAGAGCGUUUUUCCAUUGUUUACGUCGGGGGUGAUUAGCGUCGGCGAGUGAAAGUCAAUGACCUGACGCAAUAACCGCGUACACGAGAUAUAUUACCAUGGGCAAUUUCUCAUCGCAUCGGUAACGUGCUACACAGCACAGAUUCCGCACCGCGAGUGGAAUAUACACCGUGUGCACGCGAACUUUGCAAACACGCUCCCGGCCCACGUACCCUGACUGAUUUGAUUACAAAACACCGUAGGAUUGAACCGUAUAAACAUUCGCUGUCGUAACGAUGACGCGACGAUUAAUCACGGGGAACAGAAUUAAUCACAUGUUUCCCAGAAGCUCCCCGUGAAAGAGCCCAACUGUUUGUCGAGUAAUUGAUCGAAUAAUUAAAUUAAGACGCAACUGAAGUUGAUGUACGCACGAGAGUCGAUCGGAAUUUUUCUUUGGUCUUUGGUGCACGAUGGACGGAAUUGUCGAGACAGAUUAUGUACUUCUUUAUUUAUUUUUUCGAUGUAAAAUUUAUUUUGAGUCUUUAGGAGCCAUGUGUUAUUUAGGAAUACGUUACAUUUAUUAUUUUCAAUGCUGUUGAGUAUUAGUUUAUGUGAUAUGGUGUCCUGAACAAUAGUAAAACUUGACAGUAAAACAAAGAGAGUAAAACAAAUGAAUGUACUCAGCAACAACUUCGAAAAAAAUUUGAAAACUUGUUCGAUUCAGCACGAAUCGAUGCCCUGGCGAGUCACCUAAUCGGGAACGAGAUCGCCUAUCGCAACGAACCUUGCAAGCUCGCUUAAAGUGAGAUUGGUCUGGAAAUGUCUAAAGGGAAGUGGCUGUACUUUCAUUGGCGUGGUCUGGCGCAUAGAGACAUUCUAUUCAGCUCGCGGAACUUUCUAUUUGCAUUCCCUGUCGCAAGUGUGAGAAUCGAUUCGAACCUAAUGCGUCCUACGACUCGGAUUCUGUGGAAAGCUACGUGCUCCGGUACACGUGCCCGUGGAAAUCCGCGCUCCUGAUCGCGAAUCGAAAGGCGCGGAUCCAGGGAUCACGCCAAGUGAUUUCACAAGCAAUCAAAGGUCCUUUGCGAGCAGUCGUGGGCAAAAUUUGUGCCUGGAUAACAGUUCCAAUUAACGAAUAAAAGGUAAUCAGUUGUUUAUCCGUUACUCGUGGAGAUUAGAGUUUAAAAUGUGGUACUGAAUAUAUUCAAGUGUUCCUUUUAAUUUAAAGUUUUGCACCUUGAAAAAGAGGAAAAUUGUCUUAUAUCAACGAAUGGUAAACAUAUUCGAUAGAAUUUAAUAAAAGUAAACGGUACGAAUAAAUCGCUUCACAAUCAAAAUUUCGAUCAAAUCAAAAUUUAUAUUACGUAUAUAUAAAUAGAUGGAGUCGAACCAAGCAUACACGUAUAAUAACUUAAAGUUUCCAGUCUCGUCGAGGGUCCUUUGACAAUGAAAAACAUCUUCAUAGAUGAAAUACAUUCCUCGGGCUACAAUAUAAAUUUCAGUCACGAAUGAAUUGGUACAUAUUGAUUUUAUUCGUUGCCCAUAACCCAAAUAAAUUUUCUCCAUGUGUUAAUCACGCUUUUACGAAUGCUUUCUUUAAUGCACCAAGUCGAUAAUUGUCAAGUUCGUCGUAUUUAUAGUCUAUUUAUUAAAAGUGAGCUUGAACCCCCGGGCGAAUAAAUCUCUCGUCCAACAGACGUAGACGGGGAAAGAGAGGCGUUCAGGGGAAGGGGUGCGUGUAAUUGCGAAUCCAGUGAAUUGCGAUUAUUGUAACGGUGUACUUAUCUCGUCGAUGGUACCAUAAGGAAGCGUCGAUAUGCGCUUCUCUACUCACAUUGUACAUACUAUUUCGUUAGAAUUAAUAUUUUAGCGACUACCUAGCGAUUUAUACGUUCAGUACUAUGUCGGUAAGGAGAACGUUUCUUACGUUUAUAGUUGUUUUUUUUUUUGUAUUAUUUGUAACCGUGAUCGAAGAAAGAUAUACUGUAAUGAAUAUGUUCGGCGUUGUUUAUUUCUUACUUCAAAACCCCUCGACAACUCUCGUUAGACGAUCGCUCGGCGUACAGGAGGGAAAGUAAAAGCGCCCGGGAGGGAAUCGUAAGUAUAACAAAAAUGUUUACAACUUCCGCGAUUUUUUGCGAGCACGAGCGCAAUUGCGUGACCAUCGUAGCGUUUUACAAUUCAAUUGUGCGUUUAUUAACUGACAAUGGAGAUUUUAAAUGAGUUUAAUGAAUUCUGGGCUUCCUCUUCCUGAAAGAAUUAACAAAACGUUACAAGAUGAUCGAUACGAUUGCUUUUAGUAAACGUGAAAAUUAUUUGUAAUUUUUAAUGGAACCUGACUUUUUUGUAUCAUGAGAAAAAUAGAUUUUUCUACUUAUAUUUUUCAACUAGUAGUAUGUAAAACCUGCAAUUAUUUCGAUCACUCGCUAGAUCUACAUAGAUGCUAGACUAGAAGGACCCUUAGUGGAGAAAAGGAAUGACGUUC